AUGGCGGCCAUUGUCCAAAACUAUAUUGCUCUGUGGUACCUUACGAAGCUCAACACUGACGAUCCAACAUUUGUGGUGGAAGUAUAUCACCUUUUCGUGGAAAUCGCUCGAGACGUCUGUGGCCGCAUAACCCGGGUGGCUACUGCUGACACGGCUCUUUUAACACUGUAUCGAGUGGCCUCGACAAUUGAAACUCAUUUUGAAAGGGCUAGUGAUGACUCCUAUUUGAAUUGGGGACACCCGCUUGUGGCCACCUCUCAGGCGGAUUAUUUGAGGCUUUUAACAAGGAAGAUGUUGCAGGCAACAUUCUCUCUGAUACCCAAUCCUUCAGUGACGCUAGACACCACCAAGAUCGGCAAUAGCCUCGUGCAAGCAGUGGUGGCAGAUUUAGUGCUUGCGAAAAUUCUUGAGAAGUUAGCCUCACCAGAGUUUUUACGUCAAAUCAUCCAUGAUCUAGCCAAACGUGCAAUUGUUGAAAAAGAUAGUAAGAGUGACUCUCUGCCAGUAUCGUUAUGGCAAAGGGCACAGGAUGCUAUGGCGGGAAUACAGCAAGCAUGGACAAAGUUUUCCAGUAUUCGCAAAGAAGGGAUGAAGCUUGAAGGGAUAGAGUCGUCUGUUGAUGUGUUGCACCAUAGUGUUUGGAGUUUGUUAGCAUCAAUGUCCAAUAUUCAGCAUCGCCGACCAUUUGUUUAUUACACGAUUUGCACUGGGCGAGAGGUUGUGAAAAAGAUACCAUGGCUUCAUCGUUGGAUUAAUCAUCAGAUCAAUUCAGUUUUGACUCAAAGCAUUGAUCUGACCGACCCUACUAUCAUUGCAUCUACAAUUGAUCACCUUCGCGAUUCUUUAUUUAAUGACGCAUCACCCUCGAAACCUCCUACAACUAUACCCUCGUCCGAUGAAACAGUGGAUGCAGUGACAAUUGCAUUGAUGAAAGUGCUGCAAAGACUUACUAGAGACGAUAAGUUUUGGUUUUACCAGGACGAAACCUAUAGUGAGUACCGAGCCGGCGUGAGAAAUACCCUCGAAGUACUUGAGCAGUGUCACUCCAAUAAGCUUCUAAUCAUCCAAUUACUAGACAUAUUAGUCGGCGAACUCUGGGAUAUCUAG
Messenger RNA from Diutina rugosa, 1107 nucleotides. RefSeq lists its product as uncharacterized. The record is from RefSeq and is a predicted model, not a curated record. Lineage: Eukaryota; Fungi; Ascomycota; Pichiomycetes; Serinales; Debaryomycetaceae. The transcript has a single exon. Bases 1 to 1107 code for a protein of 368 amino acids.